AUGAUGUAUGUUGCAGUUGAUUACAGCAAAUACCGGCCACUAUACAGAGCUAUAUUGGCAGCAAAUUGGGAUGAAGCUCAAAUAUUCUUCAACCUAGACCCCGCAGCAAUUCAAUCUCCACUUAACGGCUACUUAGACACUGCAUUGCAUGUUGGUGCUAAAGCAGGCAAUGCCUCCUUUAUGGAAAAUCUUGUAGCAUUAUUGUUGGAAGAUGAAGAAGUAGAAGCGAUUGGCCCCAGAGACAACGAUGGGAACACCCCACUUCACCUCGCUGCUAUGAAUGGAAACAUUGAGGUGGCUCAUAUCCUUGUUCGCAGGAAUUCUAAUCUCCUCUAUCUUCACAACAACUAUGGUGUUUUCCCCAUCCAAUCUGCAGCUAUGAAUAAUCGCAAAAGCAAGGACGCCUUUCUGUAUUUCCUUCGUCUCACUAGGGAUGAUGAAUACGGCCACCCUAAUCCAUAUGCAGGCCCAACUGGUGUCAAGAUUCUUGUUAACUUAAUCGAAUAUAAAUUCUAUGAUUUGGCUCUGGAGUUGGUUGUAAGGUACCCUAAUUUGGCCCAUCAUCAGAGCUUAGCUAGCAAUGUAUCAGCUUUGGAUGCCAUAGUUCUUAAUGAUUGUUCCAUUGUUAACAAGCACAGUCUAAACUUUUGGCAAAGUUUCAUAUACUACUGUGUUUCUAAGGCCGAGUCAACAACAUCUACACCAAUUUUUCACCUCAUCACCUCACUACUACCAUGGCUGGUAGGGAAGAGCAUAGUAAACAAAAUGGUGUUGCACCACCAAGCUGUGAAGCUUCUUAAAUGCUUGUGCGAUCAACUCAAAACCCUAAAUGAUACACAAGUGAUCUCACUAACAGAAGAAGCACUCUUUGAUGCAACGAGUUUAGACAUUUGGCAAGUCAUCCUAAAUAUUGCAGAAGCAUAUCCUAUGUCGGUUUAUUUCGAGAACUCCAAGGGGCAGAAUAUACUUCACCAUGCAGUAAUGAACCGUAGCAAAAAUGUUUUUAACCUUGUUUGUGGAACCAAUGUGCUUAGGAGUAAUUUACCUAAUUUUUCGGACAUAAAUGGUGAUAGUGUUUUGCAUUUGGCUGGGAAAUUGGCACCUCCACACAAACUAAAUCUUGUUUCUGGUGCAGCUCUUCAAAUGCAACGAGAGCUUCAAUGGUUUAAGGAAGUGAAAAAAAUCACAUCAUUUUAUUACUUGUCACAUCGGAAUAAUGAUGACAAAACUCCGAGUAUGGUCUUUACGGAGGAGCACAAGGAGUUAAAAGAGGCAGGGGAGAAAUGGAUGAAAGACACAGCAAAUUCAUGCACAAUUACAGCAGCCCUCAUUGUUACUGUAGUCUUUGCAGCAGCCAUUACAGUUCCUGGUGGCAAUGGUGGAAAUGGCCUCCCAUUCUUCUCCAACAAAAAUGCUUUCACAGUAUUUGCCAUCUCAAAUGCUGCAUCUCUCUUCACAUCCGCCACUUCCUUGCUCGUCUUCUUGUCCAUCCUAACUUCGCGCUAUGCAGAACAAGACUUCCUAUAUGCUCUUCCCAAGAGAUUAAUCAUAGGCCUCUUGACCUUGUUUUUGUCCGUAAUAUUUAUGAUGAUUGCCUUCUCCGCCACGGUGUAUCUCGUAUUUGGGAAUAAUAGAACGGAAGUUCUUAUUAUGGUGGCUGGAUUUGCAUGUUUGCCGGUCACUUCAUUUGUGCUUCUUCAAUUCCCUCUGCUGGUAGAUUUGGUGUCAUCUACGUACGGACGGGGCAUUUUCUAUCAGCGUGGCUUUCCCCAGCUCCCAUAUUGACUCGCAUGCCACUCAUAAUUAAUUAGUUGAUGAUAGGCAAACUCUAGACUUUGUAAUGCUUUCAU
Ipomoea nil (Japanese morning glory) is the source of this 1850-nucleotide messenger RNA. RefSeq lists its product as uncharacterized. Lineage: Eukaryota; Viridiplantae; Streptophyta; Magnoliopsida; Solanales; Convolvulaceae. The record is from RefSeq and is a predicted model, not a curated record. Gene Ontology annotation, molecular function: protein binding. Bases 1 to 1785 code for a protein of 594 amino acids. The transcript has 5 exons.